This is a messenger RNA of Felis catus (domestic cat), 1876 nucleotides long. It is a transcript of the gene FANCL, whose product is annotated as FA complementation group L. Gene Ontology annotation, molecular function: ubiquitin protein ligase activity. The transcript has 16 exons. The record is from RefSeq and is a predicted model, not a curated record. Bases 109 to 1401 code for a protein of 430 amino acids. Gene Ontology annotation, cellular component: nucleus; Fanconi anaemia nuclear complex. Lineage: Eukaryota; Metazoa; Chordata; Mammalia; Carnivora; Felidae. Gene Ontology annotation, biological process: protein monoubiquitination; interstrand cross-link repair.
GGUGUUUCCGCCCCUCGGAGCCCAGGACGCUGGCGGGACUGCGCAUGUGCGGGGCGCAGCCAGUGGCUAAACCCCCGGCGGCUCCACGGACGGCGAACCGUGGCGGAGAUGGAAGCGAGCCUGUUGCGCCAGUGCCCGCUGCUUCUGCCUCAGAACCGGGCGAAAACCGUGUACGAAGGAUUCAUUUCAGUUCAGGGACGAGAUUUUCACCUUAGAAUAGAGUUGCCUGAAGAUUUACAAAUGAAGAAUGCAAGAUUAUUAUGUAGUUGGCAACUGAAAACAAUACUUAAUGGAUACCAUCAAAUAGUACAACAGAGAAUGCAGCACUCUCCUGAUCUAAUGAGCUUUCUGAUGGAGUUGAAGAUGGUUUUGGAGACUGGGAGUGAUUCAGCUGGAAUUUCUAUGAAAGUAAUGGACACUUUGGAAGUUGCUUUAAAGAAGAAACAGGAGUUGUGUCCACCACCUCCUCCUCCCCAGUUCUACUCAAGCCUUAUUGAAGAGAUAGGAAUUCUUGGUUGGGACAAACUUGUAUUUGUGGAUACUUGUCUCAGUACCAUCAAGUUAAAAGCUGAAGAUGCUUCUGGUAGAAAACAUUUAAUUACUCUCAAGUUGAAGGCAAAGUACCCUGCAGAAUCACCAGAUUGUUUUGUGGAUUUUCCUGUUCCAUUUUCUGUGUCUUGGACACCACAGGUCACUGAUCAACCCCAAAUAGGUGUUAGAAUUGCAGUUCUACCUAUAACUGUGCCAUUAAGUGCAGGUUUGGUGAUGUAUCCUUGCCAUUGCAGUUGGAAUUUUCAGAUUUGGUAUGAUACAAGCUCUUUAAUAAGCAUUUACGGUCAGUUUUUGGCAGCCUUAGAAUCACUGAAAGCAUUCUGGGAUGUUACGGAUGAAAUCGACGAGAAGACUUGGGUACUGGAGCCAGAAAAACCUACACGGAGUGCAACAGCACGCAGGAUUGCACUGGGGAAUAAUGCUUCAAUACAUAUAGAGGUUGACCCCAAGCAUCCUACUAUGCUUCCUGAGUGCUGCUUUCUUGGAGCAGACCAUGUGGUAAAACCUCUUGGAAUUAAGCUGAGCAGGAACAUACAUUUGUGGGAUCCAGAAAAUAGUCUGUUACAAAAUUUGAAAGAUGUUUUAGAAAUAGAUUUUCCAGCUCGCACUAACCUGGAAAAAUCUGAUUUUUCUAUGGAUUGUGGCAUUUGUUAUUCAUAUCAACUUGAUGGUGCCAUUCCUGAUCAAGUGUGUGAUAAUCCUCAAUGUGCACAGCCUUUCCAUCAAAUAUGCUUAUAUGAGUGGUUGAGAGGACUGUUGACUAGUAGACAGAGUUUUAACAUCAUAUUUGGUGAAUGCCCAUAUUGUAGUAAGCCAAUUACCUUGAAAAUGUCUGGGAGGAAAUCCUAAAAUAAGAAUGUAACAUUUCUGUGAAGAACUGGCAGCCUUAAGAAUUAUCAAAAGGAUUUUAUUUGAUAUCUUCAGAGAAAGUAUAAAGUAAGACCUACUAAAAUCAAAAGAAAAAGAACAAUAAAGCCAUAAUAAUACACGUCAGUAACUGUCUCUUCACUGAGAGUAGAGUCUCUGACCUCCAUUCCGGUUGGAGAAGUAUAUGUAUACCAAGAUGAAGAUCUUGAAUUGUCGAGUAUAUACGGACUGAUAAAAUCUUGAUAUGGUUUGUAAAGUGAAUUUGGGAACUGUAUAGAGCUCGGUUUUUGUGGAGAACUGUUUCUUUCAUUCAGAAUUUGAGACUCACAGUACUUGUGUCUUCUCUUUGUGCUUUCCUAUGGAAAAGUAUAUAUAUUGUGUUAGGUCUGAGUUAUCCUUAUACUGUGUACUCUAAGAGUUCUAAGAGUUCUAAAUAAAACAUGUUACACAAAACGAA